UCACUACUAGUAGAAGGCAGCGUACAUCGUCUAUGGGGAAGACAAUGGUCUAGCCCUGUGGAUCCUUAGGCCUGGAACUAAGAUCCGAAAGGUACACUAAAGUCAGGGUGAGUCAUGAGAUUGGUUCCCGAUGUCGCCAUGAGCUGCCCGCCAAGAAGCUGAUGGGUCGGCGAAUUCGGACGAAACUGCCGUUAGCGAUUGAGAUACAGCUAAAGGUAACUCAUACCGAAGAAAGUCACCUUUCCAUCAUCCUUCCCUGCUUUCCCCUCAAUUACCCCAAUGUUGCAUGCGACGAUGUGAACGUAGUCAUGUGGGUUUCGAAAGGGUAUAAAAGGAUUGGGGGGAGUAGGUGGGCUGCUUCAGGCACUUCUCAUCCAGCAGUCACGGCUUUCUCCAACAUCCACCUCAUCUUGAUAUUUCCAUAUACCCUAAUCCUUUGAGAAAGAUGAAGUCGGCCCAAUAUGUUCCUCAGAUCAUCGCAAGCCUCUCUCCCACGCCCGCAAUGGAGAUCCGUCUAACCAGUAAACAAACAGUCUUCACAACUGGCGAUACACUCCAGGGUGAACUGGUCUUCCACCGAAGAAAUGCUCCUCGGGGCGCUCGCGUCUCCAUCACAUUGUUUGGAAGAACAUCGACAACCGUAACAAAGACCACGCCCUUCCCCAACAGCGGCAGUAUAGUCGACUACACCUUUCUGCAAAUGCAUCACAGUGAAGCCCUGGAAGCAUGUCAUGAUCGUCGUAUCUUACCUUUCUCAUUUGUCAUCCCUGAUGCUCUUCCAUCCAACCCAUGCUCUGAGCAUGUUCCCUCUGGAACGGCUGCUCAUCGUGGAAAGGAUCAUCUCCAGUUACCUCCCAGUGUGGACUAUAACUCGGAUAGAUUCUGUCCUGAGAUGUGCAGCAUUAUCUACUACGUCCAUGCCGAGGUGGACGUGGGUAAUCAGCGGCUUCAUGCCACACGGCAGGUCCAGCUCCUCCCUCUGUACCCUGAACAACCACCUCGUCUGUGGCCAGAGGGAGAAGGUAGUGAGGUCCAGAUGUCUGACACGACCGGUCUUCGUAUAUGUCUCCUAGGUGCGAAAACGGGGCUUGUCACGUUGCGUGCGCGAGAGGCAAAGCCGCUCUAUCUACCUCCAAAUCAACAUCAUGGAUCAGCUAUGGCUCCUAUCCGCUUUGAUCUAGGCCUCGAAAGCCUCCAUCCGGAGCUCACUUUUCCAGACAAUUGUCAGGUCAAGGUCACUUUGGAGGCUGCGACGUAUUUUACUUUGUUGCCGAUGGACGAACUGCCGAGCUGGCAGAGUGCAGCCAAGGGACAAGGUCAGUGUUUCCGGGCAAGUGUGUGCUCGUGGAAGAAUAAGUCUGUUGGUCUGCAGUGGAUGGAGAAAGCGGGCAAUAUGCACACUGCUAGUCUUGUCGUGCCAAUACCAGUAUCUGGUGAUGUGGCUCUUGUCCCGACGUUCCACCAUUGUUAUGUAGCCCGGGAAUAUUUUGCGCGCGUUGAAGUGACGGUGGGUUGUUCGAGGACGUUGCGAGUGAAGGUGCCCGUUCAAAUCUAUAACUCACUGGAGCGUUAAAUUAUCCUCAUCAUAAUAUAAUCCCACAAAAGUAUAUGCUUAUGAUACUCUAUUCCCACAUAUCUCCAGGUCUUAAUCCAUAAACCCUACCAAAUUACGCUCGCAACCCACUCCUCCCCCUAACCCCAUCCCCAUGCUGUAAUAAUAACAAACGGAAUAACCCGCAUGGACCCCCUCAAAAACCUCAAAUGACUACACCCCCACGCAAUCGCCCACUUUGAGGUGUAAGUAGGCUGAGAGUCAAGAGGAAGCCAAAGUAGCCUCCCCGUGUCUGU
Molecule: messenger RNA, 1848 nt
Organism: Aspergillus pseudonomiae
Lineage: Eukaryota; Fungi; Ascomycota; Eurotiomycetes; Eurotiales; Aspergillaceae
Exons: 2
Coding region: 446-1573 (375 amino acids)
Source: RefSeq, a predicted model, not a curated record